AUGGUAAAGAGCCGUAUGACAGCAAUUGAUAUAUGUGCUAUGGUUCACUCCAUAGCAAAAGAUUUGAAGGGCCAAAAAUUGGUAAAUAUAUAUGAUAUAAAUCAUAGAACAUACUUACUGAAAUUUGGUGGGGAAGGAAAGUUAUUUUUAUUGAUUGAGGCAGGUAUUAGGUUUCAUACAACUCACUGGAAGAGGGGAUCCCAACAAACUAUGAAUUCUUCUUCGGUUGUGAGUAUUUCAUAUUUCAAUAAUAAAUUAAGAAGGUAUUUAAGGGGCAGGAAAUUAGUUGAUAUGGCACAAAUGGAUUUAGAUAGGAUUGUUAAGUUAACUUUCGGAUUUGGUGAAAAUAUAUUUCAUUUGAUUUUGGAGUUCUUUGUAGCAGGUAACAUUAUCUUGACAGAUAACAACUACAAUAUUUUAGUUAUUCUUAGAGAUAAUGGUAAUCUAUCCAUUGGUAAACGCUAUAACUGGGAAAAUAGUAUUGACAUUGAUUGUUCUCAUGCUGUAUUUCCUUCUAUACUUAGAUCUCCAGCUCCGGAUAUAGAUGUAGAUCAAGCACCUUGGAUGAUCCAGUGGUUGGAUGAAAGCUAUUUAGAGGAUCAAUUAAACAUUAUGAUAAAAGAGGCAGAAGCAGGAUCUGAAGAGAAACAAUUACAAAUUUCAAGAGGAUCUACAAAUAAACGAAGUAAACAGGGAAAUGAUACUAUUCCAAGUAAUCAACCUAGUGGAAUUACUUCACAAGUAUUAUUAGGGAAGAUCUUAAGGUUUUGCCAUCCUAUUAUGUUACAGCAAUUAUUAGAGAAGUAUGGUUUAGAUAAAGAUCAACUGGUAACUUCUUCAUCUAUUAGAGAUAUUUCUAAGAAGUUUAUUAAAUGUAUUAAGGACGCUAAGUAUUUACUUGGAAUACUUUGUAAUUCAGAAGUAUUGGGCAUAAUGACUCUCUGUUUAACCUCAAGAGAUCAGAUGAAGGAAGGUGAUUUAAUAUUGAGAGAUUUGCAGCAAGUUGAAACUCACGUUUCUUCAGAAUGUAAAGCAAAAGCUGAGCAAGACAAAACUGAGCCAUUAUACAUCUCUUUUUCUCCUUAUGUAAAAGAUCAUGAAUGGAUAUAUUCAGUUCAGGCACUACCUAAAGAUGGCUUAAUAGUAAAUCGUUUUACGUCAAAAUUUAGUGAUUGUGUAGAUGAAUUUUAUAGCUCGAUUGAUAUUAAUAAGGAGACAAAGGAGAUUCAACAAGAAGAGAAAGCAAUAAAUAGUAAGAUUGAUAAAUUACGUAUAGAUCAAGAAAGAAGACUCAAAGAACUUGUUGAAGAGAAAGAGGCGUGCAUAAAGAGGGCUAAUUUUAUGGAGUGUUGUGAACUAUUACUUGAGAAGAUAUUGCUUCUGACACGACAUUUGAUAGCUACUGGUGCUCAGUGGAAAGAUAUAUGCAAUGAGGUUAGACAACAGCGGAAAAUUGGUCAUCCCAUUGCAAAGUAUAUAAAGUCUUUGGAUUUGGAACAUGAUAGAGUAGUAGUUUACUUUGGAGCGGAUGAAUUUCCUGAAGAUUUUGAUUACAGUCGAUAUGGAUAUGGAGAGUCAAAUAGUAAGCUAAAAAGUCAAGAAGGAAUUGAGAUUUAUUUAAAUAUAUCAAAAUCAAUGCAGGCAAAUAUACGAUCUGAGUAUGAAGAGAGUAAGCAUAUAUCAGCUAAACUUGAAAGGACAAAGAGUGCUUAUAAACGAGCUCUUAACAAAGUUACUAAAACAGUAAAUAGAAAUACUGAAAAGUUAACUGGACCUUUAAAUACAGGAGUAAAUAGAAUCCACAAGAUUAGACAGAGUUAUUGGUUUGAGAAAUUUCAUUGGUUUAUAUCUUCAGAUGGCUUUCUUGUGAUUGGUGGAAAUGAUUCAAGUCAGAAUGAGCUUUUGUAUCGUCGUUAUUUAGAGAAAAAUGAUCGCUAUAUUCAUGCUGACACUCAUGGUGCAACAACUUGCAUUGUAAAGAAUCCCAAGAAUCUUGCCGAUAUCCCAAUGAAUACCUUAUGUGAAGCAGGGCAAAUGAGUAUUUGCUACAGUAGAUCUUGGGCAAAUAAGACUGUUAUUUCAGCUUGGUGGGUUUAUCCAGAUCAAGUUAGUAAAACUGCUCCUAGUGGUGAGUACUUAACUACAGGUAGUUUUGUAAUUAGAGGCAAAAAAAACUUUUUACCUCCUUUGAAACUUGAAAUGGGCAUUGCACUCGUAUUUGUCAAGACUAAGAAACAAGCUGAGAAAGAGGAAUUGUCAGAUUUGGAAGACAUAAGUUCCAAAUUUGAGGAUAGUACUUAUAGUGAGACUGUGGAUACUGAAAUAAAAGUGAACUUAAAUUCUAAUAUAUCCGAUAAAUCACAUGUAAAUUCUGAUAAUGAUUUAAGCAGCAAAUUUAAUCAGCCAUAUAAUUGUCCAUCAGAAUUAGCUACUAGUAACAGACGUUCAAGUAAUUCUACUGGAGUUCAUGUUCACUUUUCAGCUGGAGAUAUAAGUGAUGUAAUACCUCCUUUAGAGAUACCACAUCGUGUUCAAUUUGAUGAAUUGCCCCCUGAGUUGUUACUUUCAAAGCCAUUUGAUCCCUUAUCAAUUGAUGAAUCAACUAGUAAUGGUAAUACAACAGAAAAUAUAAUGGAAAACUUAUCUGAGAUCUUGACUAGUACAGUAAUUAAAGAGGAUGAUGAUCAGAUAUCUGAAGUUGGUAAUAAUUUAAGUGAUGAAAUAAAAUCAUCUACAGAUAGUUCAAAAUGUGAAUCCACUCUUAGAAUCCAUCAACAGUCACCCAGAUUUUCAUUAACACCACCUAGAAUGUCUAGCAGAAGAUCUUCUGUAGAUGAAGGUCCUCCACCUUUAGGAUUUUCUGAAUCAACUUUACCAACACCAGCUGAUUUACUAUCCCAUCGUGUAAAAUUUCCAGCGGCUUCCUCAUCUUCUGAAGAAAUGAUGGAUACAAUGAAAAUAGAUCCCAAUGUAUCAGAUAUAGCUCAUGGUGAAACUAAAAAUUUGGGAUCUUCAUUAUCUAUGGACUCAUCUGAUGAAAGUUUUGAGAACUCUGCAAUUUGGCUAAAGAACUUAGAUUCAUCACCUUCACCAUCUGCAAAUCGCAAAGUUAAUUGCUAUUUUGAAGGGAUUGACUCACAUUCUGAAUUUUAUAAUAAAUUAAGAGAGAAUUAUCGUCGCCGUUCAAUUGAUGGUGGUCCAACUCCUAGAGGUUUUAUUCCUGAUCAUGUUCCGAAUGCUCGUGAAUUGCUUCAAAAGAUCAGAUUUGACCCUAUAGAUUUGGAAUUAGAAAAUUUGGCCCAUAUGCGUGAAAGAGGAAGAUUUAUAUCAGAUGCAGUACCCUAUCUACCUGAGGAGUUUCAACGGAUGAUUAUGAUUUCUCAACAGAAGACCUCUAAAAAACACAGAUUUACAGUAGACACUAAUUUUGAAUUAGAUAAAAAAGUUGAUGUGAAAAGUUUUCUUGAAGAUAUAAAUGAUGAAAGGGCUCAUUUAAAUGACCUAUAUUCGUAUAAGAAAGAUGAUAAAUUACAAGAUAUAAAUUUAAAUAUCUCAAGUAAAUCUGUUAAUGGAAAAAUUGAACUGAAGAUGCCAAAUAUAUCAUCAAGAGGUAGAUCAAUAGAAUCAGGGAAUAAUCAAAGUACAAAUCAAAAACUUUCACGAAGAAAAAAAUUUAAACUAAAAAAGAUGGCACUUAAAUAUGGAGAACAAGAUGAACAAGAAAGGAAAUUAAGGAUGGUUUUAACUGGUAGUAAAGAUAUGAAACUUGCUUACUCAUCUAAAUCCCCGACUGUUGAGUCUAAAGAACCUAGUUCCAGUAUAGAUAUUCCAAAGCCAUUACAUAUAACACAACAAGAGAAGAAGAAGAAAGAACAAGAAAGAUUAGAGCGAAUUUACAAGGAAAGGAAUGUUGACAAUACUAUUGAGAACCGUGAGUUUGAGAAUAUUCGAGAAUGUUUAUUAAAAUCAAAUAGAGUUGAUAUAGACCCAAAUUUAAUUGCAAUUAUUCCAAUAUGUGCUCCAUAUUCUUGUGUUAGAGAUUAUGAAUAUAUUGUUAAGUUGACUCCUGGUGGUAACUUGAAGAGAUCUAAAGCUGCUCAGGAUAUAAUUCAUCACUUUCUACAUCAAAGCUUUAAAGAAAAGGAUUCUAAGCCUAAUUCAUAUGAAUUUAUUAGGAUACUUAAGGUAGAUGAUAUUAUCAAAAGAUUGAUGAAUCCUGUAAAGCUUCAUUUUUCUUCUGAAAAAAGAGGCCAAGAACCAAAUCAAUCAAAGGCAUUUAAUUAA
Messenger RNA from Cryptosporidium muris RN66, 4284 nucleotides. RefSeq lists its product as uncharacterized. Gene Ontology annotation, molecular function: tRNA binding; ribosomal large subunit binding. The transcript has a single exon. The coding region runs from base 1 to 4284 and encodes 1427 amino acids. NCBI's taxonomy places the organism in Eukaryota, Apicomplexa, Conoidasida, Eucoccidiorida, Cryptosporidiidae. Gene Ontology annotation, biological process: rescue of stalled cytosolic ribosome; ribosome-associated ubiquitin-dependent protein catabolic process. Gene Ontology annotation, cellular component: RQC complex. The record is from RefSeq and is a predicted model, not a curated record.